Pomacea canaliculata is the source of this 4027-nucleotide messenger RNA. RefSeq lists its product as uncharacterized. The record is from RefSeq and is a predicted model, not a curated record. Bases 664 to 1344 code for a protein of 226 amino acids. The transcript has 4 exons. NCBI's taxonomy places the organism in Eukaryota, Metazoa, Mollusca, Gastropoda, Architaenioglossa, Ampullariidae.
ACGACAGUAAAGACGCAUGACUGCUGGUGCCUCUCAGCUGUCAGUCGUUCUCACGUUGAUGCAACAAACGCCGAAUCAUUGAUUGAGAGAGUCGCUACCAUGGCGAGUGCCAACCGUGCACCGGGGGAGACGGUGUCCACGCUGCUGCUGCUGUUGUCAUUGUUGGCCCCGCAGCAACCAACAGCAGCAGACACCGAUCUUCCCGCGCUGCACGCACAGUGCAUGGCGCCUGCAAGCGCUGCGUGCCAGACGAGUCUUGGGGUGGUCGCGGCGGGGCAGGAGAUGCACGUUCAGAGCCGCCAGCCGGCGACCUCGUCUGGGGAGGAAGCGCGCGACACCGAACCGAGGAGUUAGGCGCAGCUAGGCGUAACUAGGUGCAGACAGGCGCCAACAGGCGUGGCCGACGGUGCUGCUGCCUCGCAGAUCGAUGCCAGCGGGCUAACGGGCAUGCUGCUGCAGCAGAUAACGCUUCCGCAACAGUCGCUCCAUGCAGGAAUAAGUCAGCCGCUAAGGGACAGCUUGUGGCAGAUUCCCAUCAGGACGUUGUACCACCUUCAAGAUGUAAGUCGCAUUGCAAGCAGCUCUAUCCUCGUCUAUCCCUGACAACACAGAUGAGUAUUCCAUAGAGACACUGAACUCAAGCCUUUUGUGGAUUUCAAAAACAUGCAACGCCUGGAAGAGGGCAACAGUGGCUCGAGGACGAUGCUGAGUGGCCGCAAGCGACCGCCGGAAGAGGAAGAAGACGAUCGGGAAGCUCGCGGCGUCAUGGCCACCAUUUCCGGUAUGGGCGCCGUCGCCACCGGCACCUUCAUCACGGGGCUGGCGAUGUUUCUUCUCGCCUUCGCCUCCACAGACUGGGUGGGCAUCGAGGACGGUCUGGCCCUCUCCUUGUGGCGCUCGUGCUCCAAGAGCUACGUGGACGGCGAGUGGAAGUGCGAGCCGUGGGAACGGACACCUGACUUCGUGAGGGCUGCUCAGGGCUUCUGCGUGGUGGGGUUACUGACCUUCGCGGUUUCACUGGUCAUCCUGGUGGCCUACCUGGCCGUGCCCUUCCUACAGGAGACCCGUGGCAUCCUCAUCGCCUUGUGUCUUCUUACCUUUUCAGCAGGUUGCAUGGUGCUGAUGGCCUUAGUGGUGAUGGGGGUCAAAGGGCGAGACUUUUGUGACGACAUCAAGCGUGACGACUGGGUGGUGCUCAUGUACUUUGCUAAGGGCGUGGACACGCUGGGACCCUUCUUCGUCGGCUGGUCUUUCAUCGUCGCUGUCAUCGCAUCCGUCAUUACUCUGGCCAGCUUCGCCUUCUGCAUGGUGGAGUUCAUCCGAGUGAAUGACGUCAUGCAGUGACAAGGAAAGAAUUCCAAAUAAACAAUUUUGAGCAAACAAAAACGAAAAAAACCCGAACACACGGAUUCCAGCUGUUCCAGUUUGUGACUAGGUGAUUUCAAUCGCCUUUUUCUGUACCCAGGAAGCCUCCUCCACCAGUCUGUCGUUCUGGCCCAGUUCGAGUGACUUUGCGACGAGCAAUGUUCUCACAUAUAUAUAUAUCUUACACUUCUUCUGCUAACUUCAGGACGUGUGUGUAUAGCCUGCUACAUUUAUCAAGCAGCUCACCCAGCACUGAAGGUGUGUCAGAAUCAUUCCAGCUUACACAUCGGCACCUGCCUCCGUCACUUGCUCAUUCAUGCAUGUCAUGAGUGGUGAAGCAAAUUUCCGCCAUCUUUGUCACCCAACGCUUCUAUUUUAUGUCUUUAUUUAUUUAUUAAACAUGCUGUUUUGUCCUACCCACGAUUCCUCAGUCUCAGGUGACUUAAGCAUCCUCUUGUGAAUUUAUUUACUGUCAACGGUGAAUUGAUGUUUAUGUUAGUAUUUGGCCAACCAGGUUUUCAGAAAUAUGUGUAGACAUGCUGAUUGCACCUUGCUGUGUCUUUCCCUUGGUACCAAUACCUUUGAUGGCACAGUUCUUAGUGGCAGGAGUUUGUUUGCUGCACAAAGCUGCUGAAUGGGUUACACUGACAAUCAAAGAUCUCCUUAGUCGGCAGAAUAAGACAAUAACAGCUUUUUGAAGCUGCACGACUUGUUCUCUCUUCAGCAUCCAAAACAUUGCACGCAAGUGAAGACAUUUAUUUUGAUCAUAUAAUGGUUUCUUUUGAUUACAAAAUGCUUCUUUUCCCUUUGUGACAAUUGAAAUUAUAGGAAUUAGAGCCAAAGUAGCUGUGAUGACAAUACCUGCAUGUUAAGUAAUAAUACCGGAGCUGCAUGUAUAAUUUUAUGUUUAUAUAUUGUCAUGAGUUUGCAGCAUGCUGUCACACAUACAUCCACAUUCAUGCGAGUGCAAUCACUCUUUAAACAAUCAUCUUCGUGCAAAAGAACCAGACAAACUUUAAAGUCAUAUUAGCAUUCCGUAGUUUAAUUACGAUGUCUCAUUAAUUGAUGUCCUGAAACUGUCAUUAAGGACAUUUUUUGUUUCCUAACAUUUACAAGCAGAGGUUCUUGGUCAUUCCAGGUAAGACGCACACGUUCACCUAUCAUGAUGUUGUUGUAUAAUCCAGAAUCACUUCGUUUCAGCCAAAGAGCAGUUUCCGAUACCCUCAUUCCGAAUUUUAAUUUCUGAAAUGAUUUUUGUGAUGAAAACUGACUGUUCCUGUGAUUUCUUUGUGGUUGUGAGUUUGUAAAAUGAGAAUGCAUAUUUUUAUAACCCUUGCUCAAAACUUGUAUAGUUUCUUUAGCGCCAUCUUUUGUGUUGUAUUAAUUCUUCCUUUACACUAGUUAAAUGAUCUCAUGUAUGUAUCUUCUUUCCCCAGCACCAACGGGACUCAAAACCCUUUACUUAUAUACAUACAGGCGCAGAAGUACACACCUUUUCGGCAUGGACAUAAACAUUCAUAACACACACAUACACAUUCCCGUGUCAUGGAGAUUGAGAGAAAUAACUCUUUCUGAGUGGUUCUAAAGCAAAUGCUUUACUGACUCUUUAAUUGAUUUGAAUCGGCUUAACGGCUCAGCUAGCCGUCUAACCUCAUCUGAUCUGAUGCAGAAAUUAAUUAGUUUGGCUCUAAUUUCCUCCUAAACUUGAUUGACAGCAGUAUUGCGAGAGAAACAUAUAACUCUCAGGACACAUCACUAAAAGACCUGUGAAUAAUAAGUUCGCUGUUUUUUGCACAAGAGUCAGAAACGGGGAACAUUUUUUAUGCGUACAAAUUUUCAAGAAGUCAGAACAAACCUGGUAGCCUUCCACAUCAGAUCAGAAAGUUAAGUUAAACAAGUAUGUACACUCUCUUCCUAGCAUGGCCCACAUGAAGUGAUAAUUUAUACUUUUCACCUACUUUGUAAGUUGGCGCUGCUGUAUUUAGUAUUGCUUUUGUCGGUAAUGUACAUCAAUACUAGCAGGCUCGAUGAAAAGGCCACAAUUUUUUAUUUUGUUUUGUUUUGUUUUUUUUUUUGCAGUCAGCGAUGUUUUGUGCCAGUAUGAGUGUUCUGCAGACAUUUCUAUGCUUUAAAUGCGGAUUUUUCUCAAAUACUUUGGUCAGCUUAUCUGUCUGUUUACUUGUUAUUGUUUUCAUAUCUAUCUGCUGACCAGUGUUCACUUUGAAGACAUUUGUUGAACCUUUUUUGAAAUGGGAAAGGAGUUACGGAUUUUUAAGUGCUCCUCUCGAUCACAAAUUAUUUUGAAAGAGGAUCCAUUAAUAAACAUCUUAUAGUUGAAAGCAAUUUUUUUUUUUGUUUUGUUAAUUAUGGGACCAGAGGCCUUCAGAUACGGUAUCUAAAAUCUAACUACAACGUCAGUGUACCUGGGGGCCUAGCCGUGAUAUAGCCUUAGUUGCUGGCACGGUGCAAAACUCAACUUACCAUUUGGGAGGGGGGGCUUAGGGACCCGGUGAAUUUUAUCUUUUGUGCACUCAUUUGUUUCUGUUGCUAUCAAUCGAGUUUAGCGACAGACUGUUUGGUUUGAUGAACUUGUCUGUGCCAAUGAAAUUCACUUGACACUGUUCGCAUUGGUCUUUAUAGUAAAUAAACUGUCACUGGUGUC